Molecule: messenger RNA, 4853 nt
Organism: Scleropages formosus (Asian bonytongue)
Lineage: Eukaryota; Metazoa; Chordata; Actinopteri; Osteoglossiformes; Osteoglossidae
Gene: xylt1
Product: xylosyltransferase I
Exons: 11
Coding region: 95-2908 (937 amino acids)
Biological process (GO): heparan sulfate proteoglycan biosynthetic process; chondroitin sulfate proteoglycan biosynthetic process
Cellular component (GO): membrane
Molecular function (GO): protein xylosyltransferase activity
Source: RefSeq, a predicted model, not a curated record
UGCCCCAGAGCUGUACCGUCCGCCUCCUCCCGCCGACGCGGAGCCACAAAGCCGACGGUCCCGCAUCGCUCGGCUCCAUUCAGCGCGUGUGAAGAUGGUGAAUGCACCGUGCGCUCGCAGGCUGGCUCGUCGCUCCCGCUCCGCGCUCAUCGCUGCGCUCACCGUGCUGCUCGUGCAGACGCUCAUCGUGUGGAACUUCAGCAGCCUGGACUCGGGAGACGGGGACCGGGGGGACGGCGGUGGCGGUGGCGGCGGAGGCGGAGGCGGCGGCGGCGGAGGCUCCAGGCUCAGGGAUAAGCGGAACGCCGGCAGCGAGGUGCGGAAGAGCGGCAUCCGGCAGCGGCAGCCGGCGUUCGGACAGGGAGCCGAUGGACACAGACAGCAGCCGGAUGGCUUCCGCUCGCACCGGCCAAAGGAGAAAGUACGAGUUGACAGCAACAACGAGAACUCUGUGCCCAAAGACUUUGAGAACAUUGACAACAGUAACUUUGGGGCGCGAUCCCAGCCACAGAGGCAGAUGGCCGGCAAGCACAAGGAGCGGCUAAAGGAGAAGGCGCUGGCCGAGCAGAGCCCUCUCAAGGGCUCCAACGAGGUCAUCCAGUACGACCUGGCCAAGGGUGCGGCACCGGUAUCGCUUGGCUUCAACCGCACGCACGCUAGUCAUCGAAGGACUCCCAGCACGGCCCAGGCGCAUCGCUCGCAUCAGGAGGAUGACCGCAGCCACCCCGUCCAGCAGAGCAAGAGGACAGCCAACACUGGCCAAGAGAUCCAGUACAACCAGCCUCCCAAGUGCGAGAUUGCAGGCAAGGAGGCUAUUUCCGCUCUGUCCCGCGCCAAGACCAAGGAGUGUCGGCAGCAGAUCGCAGAGGUGUACUGCCGCCACAAGGAGGGCCAGCUCAUGCCGGAGAAGGUCACUCGUUACUGCCACCUGGAGGGCAAGGCCAACGUGAACGUGCAGUGGGAGGAGAACUCGUUGGAGCGCCCCCCGUCUGCUCCCGUGAAGAUCGCCUUCAUGCUGGUGAUCCACGGCCGUGCCUCGCGCCAACUCCAACGCCUCUUCAAAGCCAUCUACCACACAUCUCACUUCUACUACAUCCACGUGGACGAGCGUUCAAACUAUCUGCAUAGACAGGUGGUGGCGCUCGCGAGUCAGUACCCUAACGUGCGAGUGACGCCCUGGCGUAUGUCAACUAUCUGGGGUGGUGCCAGUCUGCUGACCAUGUACCUGCGCAGCAUGAAGGACCUGCUGGCCAUGAGGGACUGGAGCUGGGACUUCUUCAUCAACCUUAGUGCUGCUGACUAUCCGAUCAGGACCAACAGUCAGCUGGUGGCCUUCCUGUCCAAAUACCGAGACAUGAACUUCAUUAAGUCUCACGGAAGAGACAACGCCAGGUUCAUACGCAAACAAGGCCUGGACCGGCUCUUCUACGAGUGCGACACCCACAUGUGGCGGCUGGGCGACCGCAAGAUCCCCGAGGGCGUCACGGUGGACGGGGGCUCCGACUGGUUCCUGCUGAACCGCAUGUUCGUGGACUACGUCAUCAACUCCCAGGAUGACCUGGUGACCAGCAUGAAGCGCUUCUACUCCUACACCUUGCUCCCCGCUGAGUCGUUCUUCCACACGGUCCUGGAGAACAGCCCCCACUGCGGGAGCAUGGUGGACAACAACCUGCGCAUCACCAACUGGAACCGCAAGCUCGGCUGCAAGUGCCAGUACAAGCACAUCGUGGACUGGUGCGGCUGCUCACCCAACGACUUCAAGCCGCCGGACUUCCACCGCUUCCAGCAAACUGCCAGACCCACUUUCUUCGCACGCAAGUUCGAGGCCAGCGUCAACCAGGAGAUAGUCAACCAGCUGGAUGCCUUCCUGUUUGGCGCCAUGCCGCCGGACACCCCGGGCCACAAGGCGUACUGGGAAAACGUGUUCGACGAGCCCGACGGCGUGCACAGCCUGACCGACACUCAGCUCACCCACUUCCACGCCUUCGCCCGCAUGGGCCUUUCCCACGCCGCCGGCUCACUUCAAGGGGACCCCGGUGACGCCAGCUGCAGGUUCUUUCCCAUGGGCCACCCGGUGUCUGUCCACCUGUACUUCCUGUCUGACCGAUUCCAAGGCUACCUGGUGCGGCAUCACGCCACCAACUUGGCCACCAGUAAGCUGGAGACUUUGGAGACUUGGGUCAUGCCCAGGAACGUCUUCAAGAUGGCCAACCAGGUCAACAACGGUGUCAACCGGCUGCAGUUUGCAGAGAUUGGCACGGACUGGGAUGCCAAAGAGCGGAUGUUCCGGAACUUCGGGGGCCUGAUGGGACCGAUGGACGAGCCUAUAGGAAUGCAGAAGUGGGGCAAGGGACCCAACGUGACGGUGACGGUGGUGUGGAUCGACCCCACCAACGUCAUCGCCGCAACCUACGACAUCCUGAUCGAUGGCGGCGCCGAGUUCACCCACUACAGGCCGCCGCUGAACCUGCCGCUGCGUCCAGGCGUGUGGACAGUGCGCGUACUGCACCACUGGAGCCCCGUAGCGGAGACGCGCUUCCUCAUCGCUCCGCUGGCCUACGGCAAGCAUCAGCCCAUCCGCCAAGCCGAUGCCCUAAAACUCCACAACGGUCCAGCCAAGAACAGCUACAUGGAGCAGAGCUUCCACGGCCUGAACCCGGUGCUCAACAUCCCUGUACACCUGGGCCAGGUGGAGGCAGCCAAGCGCAAUGCCGCCCUCACGGGUGCCGAGCUGGAGCGCUGGCUGGACGGUCUGGUGGGGGAGGCCUGGUCCGCGGUGGACGUUUGCACGACGGGGCCCGGCGCCUGUCCCGUCAUGCAGGCCUGCAGCAAAACCAUGUGGAGCUCACUCAGUCCUGAUCCCAAAUCCCAACUGGGGCCACCCCGAGCAGAUGGACGCAUCAGGUAGCGCCCUCUGUCGGCCAGGAGGAUCCCCUGCUAUUACUGUGUACAUUGAGUUUUAAUUUUAUAUUUCGAUGGAAGAAUUUUUAUUUUUUUUCCUCAUCGCUGGUAAACGUAAGAGCAUUACAGUAUUACACUUAUUAUUUUUUGAAUGAAUGAGGUAGAAAACAUCCCAUAAGAAAAGACAGCAAUGAAUUUAGGUCUUCAGAUUGUUAUUCUUUUGGUUUGUUCCGUUUUCCUUCCGAUAUUUAUUUUUUUUCUAAGAUUCUUAAUUUCGCGUAUCUGAAUAAGACAAAAAUAUAGCAUGACAGAAUGUCUCAUCCGAGUUUGCUACUGAAUCAAAGGAAGAGGGAAUGCGAAGCUGGUGCACCCAAGAGCAAUGAACGGACACUGAAUAUGCGGACCAAAAGGGAAUCCAUUUGGCCUUGCUGUCACACGCCGAGAACAGCGACGCAGAUCGAGUGAAAUAGCUCCGAUCCAAGCCUCGACGAACCAGGCAACAGGUGUGUGGCGGGAUCAUAGCACAGCACUUCUUGGUGACCGUCGAGGUCUGGAGUGCGUAGAUGGGUUAGCAGUCUACCCAGCCUUUUACUGAAGUGCUACACCCAUAAACCCAAAUGUGCCAGGAGUCUCCAGAAGUGGGUUGGGUUUAUAUAUAUAUAUAUAUUUUUUUUUUUUUCUUCUUUCAUUCUUGCAGACUGCCCAAAACUUGAAGUGCAGAUGUGCCAGCUGUGCUGGUAUUCCGGGAAGAAAAAUCCUUAGAUCUUGAUUUUAGUUACUGUGUACUCCUUUGUUUCGAACUAUAGGGAAAAGUUUUAAAGGAGUAACUGUAUGGAGGGAAUGAGUAAAAAGUUAGCUAUUUAUUUAUAAGUUUAUAUAUAAAUACAGAUAAUUUAGUCAAUGACUAAUGACUACACGCUGCUUUUGCAGCUUGGUGAAUAUUUUUUUGUAAAUGAACUGCCUUUAUUUACAAAGGCCAUUGCCCCAAACUCUGUAUGUAGGCAGAUGCCUUUGUGUCGGUGUGGUCCAGUCAGCAUAGGUAUUCUUGUCUAGUCAUUGAAGUGGCUGUUUCACGAGUACAUCACAUGUAAAUUAAGUGCUGGGGAAAAAAUGUCAAUUGUUCCAUCAUCUCAGAAUUAAAAACAAACAAGUAACAAGCAAAAAAAAAAAAAGAAAAAAAAAGAAAAAAAAAACCUAUAACACGGAGUUUAAUGUUGUGUUGUGAAUUUCUUACAAAUGAACAUUGGUCCCGGAAUGUGACUCCGAUUUCGAUGCUGUGAUACAGUGUAUGUUUGAAUUAUUUGGUUCGGGUUGGAUAGAAACGGGCUGCGGCGUUAGCGGGAGCCCUGAGCUGUCAGCUGAUAAAGACAAAUGUCAUGUCGUUGGUUCCAACACCGAUAACCUUUCAGCGCUCUGCUGGUGUGAGGGAGCCGAUUCUCUACGCUCUGCACCUCUGUAGACGCCGGUGGAACUCACCGGCAGGGAGAAGAAAAAGGAUUCUUCUGCAAAUACGUCCCUGAAACUCAAGAUUCUUGGUAUGACCUCAGUCGGCCACCUGACCUUGAACCGGUAAAAUUAUUAAUUAGAUAUAAAGUGUCUUUAAAUAGUUCUGCGUAAACAUAUGCUGUAUUUCUAGCAGGUGUGCCUUGAAUAGAGUAGGCGUCGAUCAUACCCAUCUGCUCUGCACAGAUCCGGUAUUUAUUCAGUAACCUAUAAUCUGCGUAUAUUUCAUGACAUGAUUUUUGUCGUGCAAAGCUUUAUGGGUUUGAAGGCAGAACAUGGUUCAGGGCUUUCUGCGCUCUCCCACGGGCAAACUCCAGUAACCAUGAAAUAUCCAGAGCGUGAGGACCUCGCAAGUAGACGCUUAGCCCUUCCUACGACACGUUCCCCAUGCCAUCCUGCACGCCACGCAGGCUCCCGCUCGCCCCCCGCACGCUUCGCGGCCUCCCUUG